AUGGCUGCGGGGGACAAUCAAGACUUACGUGGACCAUCUGCAGUGGAUCACGUUGCAGAAGAAAUAUCGAAGUUAGGGCCGGAGCAUCCUCCAACAGCGGAGGCCAGUACCAAUGUCUCAAUGGUGAGAUCCUACAGGAAACCGGUCGUCUCAGCGGUAGCUCCGUUAGGCCCUGGAAUGCCAGAAACCACGCGACCAUCCACCGAGCUGGACAGAAAAGAAGCAAUGCACGAGGAAAGAGCGCUUCUACUGGACAACAACAUUACACCCCCAAAUGUCGGGAACGCCUAUCAACAAGGAGACAUAGAUUCACUGCCAGACGAAGAGGCGCCUGUCCAAAGUCACGACUUGCCAACUGAGGGGGCCCCGUUGCUAACUCCGUCAUCCGGAGGGAAGUCUUCGCAGCAGGAACUUCAUCAGAAGUGGGAAGACGCUGUCCUAGAAGGCAGGAUCCUGACGACAUGGCAGCUGGAAACCAAAACAUUGAGCAAAUCCUCAGCCCCUUUAGUCCUGGCCUUCUUUCUUGAAUACUCCUUGACUGUGGCAAGCAUAUUCACCGUGGGCCAUAUCGGAAAGGUUGAGCUUGGAGCCGUCGCUUUGGCAAGUAUGACUGCCAAUAUCACUGGUUUUGGUAUUUACAACGGCCUUGCUACUGCGCUGGAUACACUCUGCCCGCAGGCCUGGGGAUCUGGAAGGAAAAAGCUUGUGGGCUUACAGACUCAAAGGAUGGUAUUCUUCCUUUGGACCAUUACCAUUCCUAUUGGUGUCGUAUGGAUGUGCGCCGAUUUGAUUCUCAUGAGGAUAGUGCCGGAUAGAGAUGUUGCAGUAUUGGCAGGUAGAUAUCUGAAGAUCCUGAUUCUCGGCGCUCCAGGUUACAGCUUUUUUGAGAGCACCAAACGAUAUUUACAAGCUCAAGGACUCUUCUCUGCACCUUUCUAUAUCCUGCUUGUCUGUGCACCUCUGAACGCUUUCAUGCACUGGCUAUUUGUAUGGAAAUUCAAUUGGGGCUUCAAUGGAGCUCCGAUCGCAGUGGUGAUCACGGACAUCCUACUAGCUACAAGUACCCUUGCCUACAUUGUAUUUCGUGUGGGGCUUGAGUGCUGGCCCGGAUUUUCAAAGCGAGCGUUCCAAAAUUGGAGGCCCAUGAUUCAGCUCGCCAUCCCUGGAUUUCUCAUGGUGGAAGCAGAAAUUGCUGCCUUCGAAUUACUAAGUCUAUUCUCGUCGUUCCUGGGGACUAGCUAUUUGGCUGCAGAAAGCGUGCUCUUUACUCUCGGAGCAUUGACAUUUCAGACUCCGUUCUCGGUAUCAGUUUCCGCGUCCAAUCGAAUCGCCAGCUUGAUCGGUGCCAGCCUUCCUGACGCUGCGAAGACCUCAGCGAGAGUGACAGGCGUCAUGGCAGUCAUAGUUGGCGUUACCAAUGCAAUGUUGAUGAUAAGCCUGCGUGAUAUUCUUCCUAGCCUCUUCACCAAUGAUGCUGAGGUCAUAACAUUGAUCGCCCAGCUGAUACCCGUGAUGGCAGCUUUUCAGCUGUUCGAUGCAGUGGCAUGUUGUUGUAACGGCAUAUUACGUGGUCUGGGGAGACAAAAGGUUGGAGGCUACGUACAAGUCACCGCGUACUAUGCUGUGGCUAUACCCAUCAGUCUGAGCACAGCUUUCGGUCUGGAUUGGCGAUUGUACGGACUCUGGGCGGGUGUCUCCGUUGCCCUCUUCUUGGUUAGCUGUGUGGAAAUCAUUUUCCUCUACAGAACAGACUGGGAGAAAAGCGUGGAGGAUGCAAAGUCUAGGAAUGAAAACGGUUGA
Messenger RNA from Bacidia gigantensis, 1800 nucleotides. RefSeq lists its product as uncharacterized. Bases 1 to 1800 code for a protein of 599 amino acids. Gene Ontology annotation, molecular function: xenobiotic transmembrane transporter activity; antiporter activity. The transcript is spliced from 4 exons. The record is from RefSeq and is a predicted model, not a curated record. Lineage: Eukaryota; Fungi; Ascomycota; Lecanoromycetes; Lecanorales; Ramalinaceae. Gene Ontology annotation, biological process: xenobiotic detoxification by transmembrane export across the plasma membrane. Gene Ontology annotation, cellular component: membrane.